UAGAUCUACUCGAGUGUUACGGAAAUCAUACACAAGUAAGAAGAUGGCUGAAAAGGUAGGCGUGUCUGCAGGAGAGAGUAUUUUACAGUUUCUGCCGUUUGUGAGCCGCUUAGAGACGGGAUUCUGGCAUGAGCUGGGACAGAGGAAGCUAGAGAAGUACAAGCUGAGUGAAGAGCAGCAGCAAAUCUUUGGAUCUUACUUCAACUCUGCUCAACCGGGACUUCCGUCACAUCUGAGCCUCGAGUACUGCGCAUUUGAAGAGAAAGGCAGCUAUCCGUCCAAUGCCUUUCCUUCUCCUGGCUGCCUCCUCAACACUAACACCAUCGACUCAUUUAAGACUCUCGACAAGAAGAGUCUCAUUGACAACACAGCUGCUAAGAUAUGGGAGGCUAUCAAGAGUGGUGCUGUUCUGGACAAUCCCUCUGUUCUCACGAGCUUCUUUCUUCUCACAUUUUCUGAUUUGAAGAAGUUUAACUUCUACUAUUGGUUUGCUUUCCCUGCUCUUCAACCAGCUGAGCCGUUCACCUGUGACAGUGUGUGUGGUGUGGGAGAUGUGUGGAGCAAGAAGCAGCUCACAAAUCUCGAGGUCUCGUAUGACAAGUUUCGUAGUGAUCACCCAGGAGUGGGGUUCUUCCUGGUCAAGGUGGAGGGGGAUGACAUCACUGUGUUCUCACUUAGGGAGUUUGAUAAAGCCGUCAAUGGAGACAAGUUGAUUCUAGGGUUCAGUGACCCCAGCACACUGGAGAGCAACCCCGGCUGGCCACUCAGGAACUACCUCAUCAUGGCCGCAGCUCAAUGGGGUGAUAAGGUGGGUAUGGUCGAUGUCCUCUGUUACCGUGACUACACUCGAGAGGGCAGGAGGGUCAACAGCCACAGUCUAUAUGUGAAGGGAAUCAAGCUGACCAAAAUGUCAUCAACAGACCUGCCUAAAGUGAUGGGCUGGGAGAGAAAUGACAAGAACAAACUGGCCCCCAAGAUGGUCAACCUCAGCUCCUCCAUGGACCCUGUCAGACUCUCUGAGUCCUCUGUGGACCUGAACCUCAAGCUCAUGCGCUGGCGUCUCCUACCCUCCCUGGACCUGGCCAAGAUCUCAGGCACUCGCUGCCUCCUCUUGGGGUCAGGUACCCUCGGCUGUAACGUGGCAAGGUGUCUACUAGGCUGGGGUGUGAGGAAGAUCACAAUGGUGGACAAUGGAACUGUGUCUUACUCUAAUCCUGUGAGGCAGAGUCUCUUCACCUUCGAGGAUUGUGUGGGCGGUGGACGUAAGAAAGCACUGGCAGCUGCUGAGAGUCUGAGACUCAUCUUUCCCGGAGUGAAUGCUGAGGGGGUGGAGCUUAGCAUCCCCAUGCCUGGUCAUCACACCGGCACAGAGCAGAAGGCCAUAGACAAGGUACGGAAAGACGUGGAGCAACUACAAGCACUCAUCCAGGACCAUGACGUUGUGUUCCUACUCAUGGACACUAGAGAGAGUCGCUGGCUGCCCACUCUACUAGCCUGUCACUACUCCAAGAUUUGUGUCAAUGCUGCUCUUGGCUUUGAUACGUACAUGGUCAUGAGGCAUGGGUUCAGGCCUCCCCCUGGCACGGUGACCCCUGACCCCGGCCCCUCUGGUCAGCUGAGUGCCAAGAUACCUGGCAACGAUCUCGGCUGCUACUUCUGUAGUGAUGUUGUAGCACCCACUGACUCCACUCGUGACCGUACGCUGGACCAGAUGUGCACAGUGUCCAGACCAGGACUGUCCAUGAUAGCCGCAGCACUGGUAGUGGAACUGCUCAUGGGAGUUGUGCAACAUCCCGAUCAAGGUCUGGCUCACUCUGAGAACCUGACUGACGAGGAUGACACUGACUGCGAGUCAGUACUGGGACUAGUACCACAUCAGAUUCGUGGGUUCUUGUCUCGGUUCCACCACGUGCUACCAGCGAGCAGGAGGUUUGACAUGUGCACAGCAUGUUCUGAUAAAGUUAUAGAAACCUACCAGGCCGAAGGGUUCGCUUUCCUUCUGAAAGCGUUCAACUGUCCCAACUAUCUGGAGGACCUCACUGGACUCAGCCAGCUGUACGCCCAGACUUACGAUGAUCAGGUUUGGGAACUGAGUGAAGAUGAAGAAGUUUAGACAAUUGCAAUGUGCAUCACAACAAAAUAAUAAGUAAAAGUAUGAAUUUAGAGUGUAUUAUUAUGCAUGCAUGUUUAAUUUAAUGUGAUAAUUAUAUAUUUUUAUCUAUUCGAA
Halichondria panicea is the source of this 2227-nucleotide messenger RNA. RefSeq names its product ubiquitin-like modifier-activating enzyme ATG7. Gene Ontology annotation, molecular function: Atg12 activating enzyme activity; Atg8 activating enzyme activity. Gene Ontology annotation, biological process: cellular response to nitrogen starvation; C-terminal protein lipidation; autophagosome assembly. The record is from RefSeq and is a predicted model, not a curated record. Gene Ontology annotation, cellular component: phagophore assembly site; cytoplasm. The coding region runs from base 44 to 2113 and encodes 689 amino acids. Lineage: Eukaryota; Metazoa; Porifera; Demospongiae; Suberitida; Halichondriidae. The transcript has 18 exons.